Molecule: messenger RNA, 921 nt
Organism: Sporothrix brasiliensis 5110
Lineage: Eukaryota; Fungi; Ascomycota; Sordariomycetes; Ophiostomatales; Ophiostomataceae
Product: protein phosphatase 2 (formerly 2A), catalytic subunit
Exons: 4
Coding region: 1-921 (306 amino acids)
Biological process (GO): mitotic cell cycle; peptidyl-serine dephosphorylation
Cellular component (GO): cytosol
Molecular function (GO): protein serine/threonine phosphatase activity
Source: RefSeq, a predicted model, not a curated record
AUGGACACGAAUAUGGAAGACGUCGGACGCGGUCCCGUAGACCUUACGCCGCCUCCGGCCCUGGAGCCAACGACGGUCCCCACGGUGGACGGCUGGAUCGAGAACCUGAUGAACUGCAAGCAGCUGAGCGAGCUUGAUGUCCAGAGACUGUGCGAGAAGGCUCGGGAGGUCCUUCAAGACGAGUCCAAUGUUCAGCCGGUCAAGUGCCCGGUCACGGUGUGCGGUGAUAUCCACGGCCAGUUUCACGAUCUGAUGGAGCUGUUCAAGAUUGGCGGCCCGAACCCCGAUACCAACUACCUCUUUAUGGGCGACUACGUCGACCGUGGCUACUACUCCGUCGAGACGGUGACGUUGCUGGUAGCUCUCAAGAUCCGGUACCCGCAAAGGAUCACCAUCUUGCGCGGAAACCACGAGUCGCGCCAGAUCACGCAGGUGUACGGCUUCUACGACGAGUGCCUGCGUAAGUACGGAAACGCCAGUGUGUGGAAGUACUUUACCGACCUCUUCGACUACCUCCCCCUCACCGCCCUCAUCGACAACCAGAUCUUCUGCCUUCACGGUGGUCUGUCCCCUAGCAUUGACACGCUGGACAACAUUCGCGCGCUGGACCGCAUCCAGGAGGUGCCCCACGAAGGCCCCAUGUGCGACCUUCUGUGGUCUGACCCCGAUGACCGCUGUGGCUGGGGCAUAUCGCCUCGCGGCGCCGGUUACACGUUCGGCCAGGACAUUUCCGAAGCCUUCAACCAUAACAAUGGCUUGACGCUUAUCGCUCGUGCACACCAGCUUGUGAUGGAAGGCUACAACUGGUCUCAAGAUAGAAACGUCGUGACCAUAUUCUCCGAUGCUGACAUCAACAAGCACCAAACUACUGCUACCGCUGCGGUAACCAGGCUGCGAUCAUGGAGAUCGACGAGCAUCUGA